Messenger RNA from Anopheles stephensi (Asian malaria mosquito), 5440 nucleotides. RefSeq names its product zinc finger RNA-binding protein 2 (gene Zn72D). Gene Ontology annotation, cellular component: precatalytic spliceosome. Gene Ontology annotation, molecular function: single-stranded RNA binding; double-stranded RNA binding; zinc ion binding. The record is from RefSeq and is a predicted model, not a curated record. The transcript is spliced from 8 exons. Bases 360 to 3302 code for a protein of 980 amino acids. NCBI's taxonomy places the organism in Eukaryota, Metazoa, Arthropoda, Insecta, Diptera, Culicidae.
CUCGCACACAGCUGCGCAGCUCCCAUACUCACAGUGCGGCUAGCAGGAAACAGGGGCGAAAUAAAUACCGUGGAAUACCGUGUAGAAUCGAACGGAAACCUACGGAAAACGUACCGGAAUCGAUGGCCCAACGUUAGCCCGACGUCGCGCAUUACAUGGUAACCACAGUUGCAUUAGUGUCUCGCGCGUAAACCCGAAAACCUCAGGGAAGAUUUGGUUGCCAUCUUCGUUCUCUUCUGGUCGGUUUCUUGCUGCGGGAGAAAAAUCGUCACGCAAGCCAAGACGCUUACGAAGAAGCGGAAGAAGAAGAAGGAGCAAAUCUCGUUUUCACGCCACAAGCACACCGUCAUCCGGAAAGUAUGGCCACCAAUAACUACUUUGGGUUUCCGCACGGAGCCACACAGUAUGGCACAACGGCCACUGGGACGGGUUAUCCAACAACGCAAACGGGAUAUGCUGUAGCACCGGCACCAACACCGGCCGCAGGUACCUACGGAACGGCUCGACCAGCAGGCUACGACCAGGCGUACCAGCCCACGGCAACACCGGGAACAUACGCGACCACGGCAACGGCAGCAACAUACGAUUACGGGUACGGGCGUACGACGCAGACGUACGAUACCUCAAAAACGUACUACCAGCAGGCGGCGGGUGCAACGGCCGGCUACACUGCACCGACCGCGUACGACGCGACACCGAAGGUGAUCACCGGAUUUCAGCCGGCCCAACCGACCGCAUAUGCUCCGCAACCCACCCGGGCCACUAUACAGCCAGCGAAAGCAGCUCCGCAAUACCAAACGACGCAGCAACAAUCAGUGGCACCGCAACCUCAGGCGUACGUGCCAACGCAACCGGCUGGCUAUUCACAGACCGUAACUACGGUGCAUUCGACGCCCAAAUCAGCAACCGUUGCUGGUUCCGUGGUGCCGAAUAGUUCCGCCACCUACCCAGGUUACGACGCAUCACUGUACGGUGCAGCGACCAUGUACGUCGCCCAGCAGCAGCAACCACCGCCGCCAAACGCGAAAGCGCCCGGCAAUGUACCCGGUGGUGCAGCUGCAGCCGGUGGUGUGAUGACGGCCGCCCCGGGACCCGGAGGACCGGCAGUAAUCACCGGUGGCCACGUACCGGUGGCAGGUGGUCCGUGGCAAAACUACAAAAGCCCCAAGGGGAUGCAUGGUCACGGUGGGCAUGGUAGCGCUCCUUACAAGGCACGCAAACCGGCACCGAAACCGCUGCUGAUACACUACUGUGAUGUGUGCAAAAUUAGCUGUGCUGGACCGCAAACCUAUCGCGAACAUCUGGAAGGCCAGAAGCACAAGAAGCGCGAGUUGUUGCUAAAGCAGGCGGCCGAACCUGGAGGUAAUGCGGCUGCUCGGCCACCGAACAGUUUGCACUGCGAGCUGUGCGGUGUCACAUGCACCGGCAAUGAUGCGUACGCGGCGCACGUGCGUGGUGCUAAGCACCAGAAGGUCGUGAACCUACACACCCGACUAGGUAAGCCCAUUCCAGCCUGUGACCCAACGCCGAACGUCGACGGAGAAAAGAAGGAGGGUGGUGGUGGUGGUGGUACGGCUGAUUCAUCAUCGGAUGCGGGUGGGGCAAGCGGUGCAGGCAACGCUGCCGUAGCUAACAGUGGUGUAGAAUCGGCGGAAGAAUCCGUCCGACCCGUGGGUAGUGAGUUUAUCGAAGAAAUUAAGGAUGAUGAUGGGAAAUUGGUCAGCUUCAGCUGUAAGCUGUGCGAGUGUAAGUUUAACGAUCCAAACGCAAAGGAAAUGCACAUGAAGGGACGUCGCCAUCGGUUGCAAUACAAGAAAAAGGUGCAGCCGGACCUGGUGGUGGACAUAAAGCCGACGGUAAAGCAGAAGAAAAUAGCGGAAGCUCGUGCCCACCGGCAGGCCAUGCAGGAGGAGUUCUGGAACCGUCGUCGUAUGGCCGACGCCGAGAUGGAAGAAGAUCACGGCAUGCGAACGUUCGGGCGACAUCCGUUCUUUGGUAUGUUGCCUGGGCGGCGCCCGGAAUCGUCCGAUGAUCGGCAUGUAGUCGCACGGCAUGCUGAAAUCUAUCCGAAAGAGGAGGAACUGCAAACGAUCCAGCGCAUUGUUUCGCACACGGAACGUGCCCUCAAGCUGGUGUCGGAUGUGAUGACGUCCGGCGGUGGUGGAGCGUCCACCGUUCAGCCGGUAGCUUCGACAUCAUCGUCCGCCUCUGCUACAGCAACAGCAAGCGAUUCGGCCAACGAACAAUCGAACGAUCAACCAAAGGAGCAGGAGAUUCAAUCGCAGCAACCGACAACGUCUGCUGGCAGUGGAGGAAAACCGAACCAGAUGAUUUCCUUUCACAAAGAAACGGAGGGAACCACGAUCCGGCUGCUGAAAGGUGUAAUGCGGGUAGGCCUGCUUGCUAAAGGUCUGCUGCUGCACGGUGAUAACUGUGUUCAGCUGGUGGUGCUUUGUGCAGAGAAACCGACAACGUCGCUAUUGAAACGGGUUGCAACGGAACUGCCAAUACAGCUGAAGAAAAUUGCUGACGAUCAUCGCUACACGGUGACGAUGGCCCCCGUCGAAGGGGCUGUACUCGUUACCGAUGGUACGAUUACGGUGAAAAUAUCGCUCACGUCUCCGCUGCUGCGCGAAGCUAAUGCACCUUCAGCGGAGCAGGCGGCCGCUCAGAAUACCGAAGAUCUGCUGCCACGCGAGCCCUGCCUGCAGGCGCUAGCUGCACUGCGUCAUGCAAAAUGGUUCCAGGCUAGAGCAACGGGACUGCAGUCGUGCGUGAUGAUAAUGCGCAUAAUGCGCGAUCUGUGCCAACGGAUUCCCGUCUGGAGCAACAUAAGCCAAUGGGCAAUGGAGUUGCUGCUGGAGAAGAUAAUCUCGUCGGCGGGCGAAGUCCUUACGCCGGGCGAAUGUUUGCGCCGCGUCAUGGAAGCAAUGUCGUCGUCGAUUCUGCUGAACGGUCCCGGUUUGUUGGAUCCGUGCGAGAAGGAACCGGAAGAUACGCUGGCCGGGCUCAGCAAGCAGCAGCGCGAGGACAUUACCAACUCGGCGCAAACCUUCAUGCGCUGGAUAGCGUUCCGGCAGAUUUACAAGGUGCUCGGCAUCGCGCCCCUUCCACCACCAAAGUUUGCCGGCAGCCGCAACUGGCGCUUCAAUCGCAAACGUCGACGUUCCGGCACGGAAGGUAACGAUAGUGAAGCCGAUGGUUGCAAAAUGGUAAAGAAGGAAGAAUCGGCCACUGCCAGCUCGAAUGCUCCACCUGGCCCGGCUAACGCACCGGCAAUGAAAACGGAACCAUCCAAGUAAAGCGCGCCGAGAAGGUAUACUACUGAAUUGUAACAAUUUUAUUAAACAACUUCGGACCGGAAGUAAGACACACUUAUUCGUAUGCUCAUGAUAUCGUCAGCUCGAUUGGAGGACGCCUGUGUUCGGACCAUCGGCUUAGGGAACUGACCGGUCAGAUGUAGACACAGUUUCUCACAGUUGUACAACAUGGUUCUGUUAUUGUGAAGGUUUAACCAAUACCAGCUGUCUUCACGUCAUGCUAUCCUUUAACUUGUGGCAUUGUGGGUAUAGCAAAGAACUAUCCGCCACGUUCCCUUAUGUGCAGACACCAUCUAGUAUAUGCUGAACACCAUUUUUUGCUUUUUUUUCCAUCAACCAACAUCCAAUCGAUUUUCCUCAUAUUUUUCCCAGUCUAAAUCUAAGUGAAGUGAAGUAACCUAUGCUAAUACGAAUGUAAGUUUGAAAUAUAAUUUAUACCAUCAACAGUACACAUGUGCGCAAGGGAUUUAGCUCAAGUGAAUGGAAAAGUAUCACUGUGUGCGUUCAAACGCCUUCUCGACGCGGACGGGAUGGACGCGUUUAAGGUUCUUCGAACGUACGUCACUAAAAACAAACACAACUUUGUGGUUCAUGGCUGGAAAGCCAACACUAGCCUAAAAGCAUCAUGCACCUAUGAGAGCAACGUAAAAGUAUUCGAGCAACAAAAUCAUGAAAUCUUUGUUAACUAACUUACCCACUGAACCCCCUGCGUGUUGGUGCAUGAUGCAGGGAAUGGGUAGAAUUUGAAGGUAGCAGUAAAGACAACAAGUACUCAGGCUCAGUAACGAAGGGUGGGGGUAGGUUGGAUGAAACACGUGUGUGGUGUAUUUGAUUAGAAAUAGUAAUGAAUUAUCCCGUUUUCUCAACGUGUUGUUAGUCAGUAGGGUUAAAAACGUUUUUUCCAUCCAUGUAUCUUGCUACAAAAAAACAAAGCAAAAGAAACGUAAAAUGAACAUUGUAGAACCAGGCAAUGGAGGAUUUUUUCUCCGCUCACGAGCAACUAGUUUACGUUUCAUAAAAUGCUAUCAUUGAAGUUGCAUUUCGUCCCUGUUUUGAUUUUUGUUUCCUAUUCUUAUUCACAUAACAUCCCCUACUUCUGAACGAUCGACCUAGACGUAGCGCAAUCACAACUGGGAAUCUCCUAUAAAUGGUCAAUUUAUUGGUUAAAGGUGUGUUGUCCCACUUUUGCAUCCAAAUCCCCUUUUAUCUCUUGUUUUCGGGCCUGUGAGUUCAAGCAGAAGACGGGAAACAAUCCCUGUAUCUCUCCCGUAUACUUUGUACUGUACGUAUCUCACAAUGAUUGUUGGUAUUUAUUUAUUUGCUCUCAUCGUUCGCAUAUCUGGUCAUUUUCUUUCCUCUCCUUAACAACGCGUUGUAAGUUUUGCUGACUUUACAGGCCUGCGUAUUAGUUCCUCAUCACCCGACAGACAGAACGACAUGUGUAGCAAGUUUAGCAACUAAUUGAACAUAUUCCUCGUCGGAAGGGUUAGGUUAAUAUUUCACCGGAUGCUUUUAGCAGCAGGCCCGGCAGUAGUAGGAUAGGAUGGAUAGGGAGUAAGCAAAAUCAGUAAAUUUUGAAAAUUGAGUUGAAAUUUGAAACACCAACAGCCGAAGGAAGGAGACACAUCCACUUCCCGACACGCGAGACUUACACAUGCGAAUGCAAAUGUGCAUGUAGGCAAAAGAUAACCUAAAAUAACAGAUGGCAUGCAUGUCCCUAUUAGAUAGGAUGAUGAGAGAGAGAGAGGGUUUAUGAUUUGCGUGGUACGAUCCCAGCGCAAAAGCAUCGCGUAACCACAUGCAGGCAGGCAGCACUCUUGACAUCCGAGACGACCCCCUUCACAUCUGUCUGUCAGCAAACAGAACUGUAGGCUAUGUUUGGAUCUAGGAUCUAGGCUCUGUAACUGAUGUGAAUUUUAUCGAUAGAAGCGUAAGGCAGCAACACAUAGAAACCUAAUACCACCCAAAACCGUACAUGUGGUAAUAACACACACACACACACACAAACAUACAGCAAAGGAAUGCUAGGCGAACAAACAGAACCGUAUAAUUAAUAGUCAUCCAGUCAAAAUUCAAAUUUUGAAAUAAAAUAAAAUGCAUCGAUGAAUUUAUCUAGCGAA